UAAACGUGGGCUGUUGUGUAUCCCUCUCUGGGCCCCUUUGCUAUUUUUGUGCCUGGGUCCGCACGUCACGGUUGGGUAUUUUCUCUGGUGACUAGCUCGCAUCAAUAGAUCUUCUAAUGUACAUCCAGUCGGCCAGCAGCUUCACGACUGAUGGGACUUUUACCUCGUUUGUUUCUUUCAUAUUUUGUCACCCGGACAUGAGGAGAAUGGAGAGACGGACUAUGCAGUAUGAGGAAUGUCACAUGUGACUGUCAAUAUGGGACAGGGGACUAUUCAAAUGUCAGAUGACCCUUCCCUGCAAUUCACAUGUAUGUUAAUAUCACUAAAGUUACGUAACAGUUAUUGUCCUUGAAAAUCGAUCGCAAAGGAAGUGACACUGGAUUCAUGGAGUCACUUGAAACUACUGCAGGGGUGAAAAGCUCCACUGAGGGUCAGGACAGAAAUGUUGCACAGAAAAAAUGCACAUCAGAGGCUGCACAAACUAGGCGGAGACCACCAGUCGAAUCGGAAGGCAAAGGGUGGCACCAACAAGGAGCAGAAACUCAGAGCAAAGAUUCGUGUGGUUUCAAAGAAAUGUCUGACUCAGGGAAAUCACUGCAAUUAGAAGAUCAGCACUCACAAACCCAGUCGACAAGCCAUCAAGACUAUGAAGUAUCUUCACACCCACUACAGUCCACAAAGCAGUUUUCUAGUGGCAGACAGAAAGUUUCUACACAGUCCCCAGGACCUGCAUCUCACAGAAAGUCCCCCAGUUCACCUGAAGUCCAACAGCAGUGUUCUCAUUCAGGGAUGGAUCUGCUUUCAGAAACGGCGUGUAAGGUGGAACAGAAACCACAAAAGCCGGGGAAGUAUGUUUGCGAUUACUGCGGAAGGGCAUGUGCCAAACCCAGCGUGCUGAAGAAACAUAUUCGCUCACACACCGGGGAACGACCCUAUCCAUGUGUUCCCUGUGGGUUCUCCUUCAAAACCAAGAGUAAUUUAUACAAACACAGAAAGUCUCACGCUCACUCAGUCAAAGCUGGAACAGUGCCAUUCUCAGAACUCGGUUCGUACAAUGCCAAUACAGACCAAGGGUCUUUUGAAGGGGAAGGAGAGCUGUUCUCCGAUGCUGAGCAAAGCACAGACACGGACGAGGACACUCUUAAUGACCCGCUGCUGCUGCUGGACUCUCCAAUGGAGGGAUCAGAUAACACUGCUGUAAAAGUACUAAAUCUCAUUGCUCAGAAAAAGGGAGCCACGUCGGUGUCAGCUCAGGAUGGUUCAUCCCAAUCCCAAGAAAUCAAUGCACCUUCUGCUGCUGCUGAGGCUAGUCGUGCAAUUCAAUCUUCCACAAUCAAACAGAGGCUGGCACUCCGGCUGUCUGAGAAAAGAAGCAGUGACUCUGACCACAAUCUGUCCCUUCCAAGUCAGUCUAGCAAGGGCAGCACGGACUCCGGGUACUUCUCGCGCUCUGAGAGUGCUGAGCACCAGACCGGUCCUCCAAACACUAAUGCAAAGUCCUACCAAGAAAUUAUGUUUGGAAAGUGUUAUCGGCCAAGCCCUAAGCAGGCAACAGCUUUUGUGGCUUGCAGCACAGACUCAAGUGAAUAUACCAACAAACGCUCAGAGAAAGGCAUUUCCCGUGUUUUCACUCAAGAAAAAGACACCGUUGAAUCAAUCAAAAUAAACACAAAGUCGUUCACAAGGGAAGAGGUAAAAGAACCCCUAUUAGAUGCUGGCUCUGAUGUAGGGCCUCUGAUCAGAAGCAACUCAAUGCCAACAUCCUCGGCAGUCUGUCUGACUAUGCCUCAAGCACUCAGAGGCAGCCACUCGUUUGAUGAGAGAACAGGCACCGGGGGCAUGAGGAGACUCAGGCGGCAAGCUGCUUUCGAACUAUCUGUGCAAGAUGGCCACACCGACACUGACAGUCACGGAAAGACUAGUGAGAGUGGCAUUUCACCCUCAGGACUGGAAAUGGAAAACUACCAUUCUGUGGUGCCUAGUAUGAGCCAUCAGAGGCAUGCAAUGGAACUGGCAACGCGCAAGCGUCGGAAGGAAAAAAGGGAAGAGGAGGAUUUGUCAAGUCAGUAUGAAGGCCAUCAUGAACAGUGUGAAGACAUGUUUGAUUCAAGCAAGGACUAUGAUGUAAAACAAGGUGCAGUGGGCAUUAUGGCUUUAGGAAAAGUCCAUUCACAGAUGGACAGGUGUGACAUGGACAUAUCAGUGUGCCCUGAAAUGUCUGCUCGAAAAACCUUAGGGAAUGUAAUUUCAGUUAUCCAGCACACAAACUCAAUAAACAGGCCUUACUCUGAACAUUCAGAAUCUUACAAAUAUCAUGGGCAGAGACGGGAAAUAAUUUCUUCAUUUCAAGCUAUGGACGCAACUGAAUCAUAUGAGAUGGAACGAAGUGACAGUAGAUUAAGGCAGCCAGUUCAACUGGGGCCGAAACUCGUGCGGCAGUCUAACAUACAAGUCCCAGAAAUUAGAGUCACAGUAGAGCCUGACAGCCCAGACAAGGCUCCUGAGGUGCAGGUAAAGGAGCCAGAGAAGCAUGUGGAGGAGUUUCAGUGGCCUCAAAGGAGUGAAACUUUGGCACAAUUCCCUCCAGAAAAGCUCCCUCCAAAGAAGAAAAGGCUACGCUUAGCUGAUAUUGAGCACUCCUCUGGUGAAUCUAGCUUUGAGUCUGCCUGCACUAGCCUCUCCCGCAGCCCCAGUCAAGACAGCAACUUAUCUUAUAGCUCCACCUUAUCAUUUGACAGGGAAGAGAGCUUGAAGUCAGUCUCUCCAGCCAGGCAGGAUGAAUUUGGCAAGCCACUAGAAUUCUUAGCUGUGCCAGGGAGUGGGCACUCCCUCUCAGUGCUUAACCAGCGUCAACAACAUGAAAUGAGACGCUCCUCCUCAGAGCAGGCGCCAUGUAACUUGCGCAAGGAGUUCCCAGAGGUGCGCAGCGUAUCAUUUGACUAUGGCAGUCUUUCUCCAACAUCCAAAGUUAGACACGUGGACAUUAGCUCUGUGAAAGAGAGAAGGAGGGGAAACUUAGUGCGACAGGAGUCACUGAAUAUGGAUACUGAAGUAACACAAGUCUCAUCGCAAGUGUUUCCACAGUACCUCAGCAGCAUCUCCCCUCCAUUCACUGCCGCCACUGUCCUGCCACAUACUUUGCCAAUAUUUUCAACUGGGAAUACAUUUCCUCAGCUUGCACAUCCGAGCCUGAUGGUUCCCGUAAGAAUUCAGACUCAUGUACCAUCCUAUGGCAGUAUCACAUACACCUCAGUAUCACAGAUUUUUGACUAUCAGUAUGACAGUGUUAGCGCCACCCUUCAGAGUCAGAGCUCAAGACUGCCUGGAAAUCUCGAUUCUCAUAAUGUAUCAGCUUAUACAAAACUACCUACAACACACACCAUCAGUGUUGAGGCCCUUGAUUUGUCAUCAGCCAAGCUCAAGACAGGCAUCCCUCUCUCUCUGACCUCCAGAACUAUCUCAACCACUAAUGCCUCCAGUGGUGGUGCAAACAAACGGAUGCUAUCCCCUGCCAGCAGCCUGGACCUAUUCAUGGAGGUCAAGCAGCAGAAGCGUGUGAAAGAGGAGAGAAUGUUUGGGCAGAUUGUAGAGGAGCUCAGUGCUGUGGAGUUGGGAAAAUGUAAUUUGAGUGAAGAGAAGGGGCACAGGUCAGGGAUGCAGGGUGCACCAACACCUCAGGCUCAGAAUGACUCACACAGGAGUAAAUUUAUCACACUUCAGCAAAAAGAGACCGAGGCCACUGACCAUGGCGCGGAGUCAGUUAUGGAAAGCAGCUCGCUGGAUACAAGCUCGCCUCCUUAUGCCGUGAUAUCAGUCAGUGAAGUGAAAGAAGCUGGCAUGGAGAAACGAGUGCAGAUGGAUAUAGUGGCACAGCUGGUAACCAGUCAAGACAUCCUGAUGUCAGACUCCGAGAAUUCAAGGCUGUUAUCUCAGUUUCCAAGUCUUCGCACGACAACAGGUGUGAGCUGGUGUUAUCUCAACUACACCACGCCAAGCUGCUCUCACAGCACCGCCCCUUUCUCCUCUGUGUACGCCACCUGGCGUGUGAGUUCCCAUAACCCGAACCCUCUUGAACUGAGUACCAGCACUGCUCUGGCUCUGCUGCAGUCCAGACAGAGGGGAGACAAGGUUAUAUACACCAUGGCUGCCAUGUGCCAGCCUGGUACAGGGAAGCUGGUUUCAUCACUCAUCCUGUGGAGGCAGACCAUAGAACAGCUGCAGAGGAAACCGGAGCCCAAAGAGGUGGACGUCACCUACGGGAAGAAGGUGAAAGACAUCAGCUGCAGAGUGAAAACUGCCAAGGAAGAGUGGAAAGAGAGGGAAGCUGCCACAACCCAAACUGUGCCAACACGAAUUAAGAGCUUUGAAGGAGGGUACAAGUCUAAUGAAGACUAUGUGUAUGUCAGAGGUCGGGGUCGGGGUAAAUACAUUUGUGAGGAGUGUGGUAUCCGCUGUAAGAAGCCGAGCAUGCUAAAGAAACACAUUCGGACCCAUACAGACGUGCGACCGUAUAUCUGCAGGGUUUGCAACUUUGCUUUUAAAACUAAAGGAAACCUAACUAAACACAUGAAGUCAAAGGCACACAUGAAGAAGUGCCUUGAACUGGGAGUGUCAGUGACAAUGGAUGAGACAGAGAUACAGGAACAUGUGGAUGACAUCCAACAAAAGUCCAAGACAGAGGUGGCUGUGACAACCAAACAUCAGUUCUCAGACGCUGAGGACUCUGAUGGCAUGGAUGAAGAAGUUGACGAAAUCGAUGAAGAUGACGAUGAGGACGAUGAAUAUGAGGGCGAUACCACCCCAAAGUUGCGUUCAAGAAGCACGAGUCCUCAGCCGUGUGCCGUUACCUCUCUGUCAGUUACAGCUACCGCUGCCAUCCACGGCUGCUCUCUUGCAUCUCUGCCAGGAGUUGAUGUCAGUCAACAACCCUCCGGCAGGCGUACAGGCUCAGAUCAUCGACCUGUCCUCGCAAAUGACCAGAGAGAGAAAUCCGUGGAUGAAGACUCCCUGACUAUGCUGUCUCCAGAUCAGAGCAGCUUCCUUUUUGACCCUUACUCUUCUUGUCUACUCUCUCCUGGCUGGGAGUCUCCCAUCAGGGAGCCCUCUCCUUCACGUCUACGUUACCCGUCCCCAAGGAGAGAACUUUCGCCGCGUGGUCGCUCCUCUCCCAGAUGGGAUACCUCUCCAUUGAGGCCUGGUUCACCCAGCUUCACACCCAUACAGCAUCCCUCCCCGGUUUCAAUUGAACAAUCCAUGUCUCCUGGAAUAGAACUUGCUGGAAAGCGGGACUCCUCAGUCAGAGGCAGACAGAGGGUUGUGUUGAGGGCCGUUUCACCACGCAGAGGCUCACACCAACAUAAAGGCAGCGGUGAUAAAACCAGACACCAAGCAAAGAUGGAGAUGGCUCAGCAACAAGGAGCCUUUGAAAUGGAAAUGGAUCAAAGGAGCAGCUUGGCUUCUAAUCUGCCUGGUGCUGCCAGUUCUCAUCACCAGAACAUCCUCAGCCAUCUCCCUCUUCACUCCCAGCAGCAGGCCCACAGUUUGCUUCCCGUUGUUCCUGUCGGUGGGCUCCAGAUAUUACACUCCCCGCCUUCCUCCAGCACUGAUGUCAUCCCCUCUGUGGCGCCAAGCCCCCAAAGCAGCGAAGGCCGGUGUUGCAGCAGUAGGGAGGGAUCUGUCCUCGGUCCUGAGACAGAAGGAGAGGACAUCAGAGGCCAUGGCCAGUUGUCCUCCCAUGAUGCUGCUCAGGUGGCAGCUCAGGAGAAAAGCCUCGACCCUGAAGUCGGAGACAGCAGACAAGAGGAGAAUGUCCAGACCUGCUUGAAAGCCAUUGCCUCACUGAAGAUUACCACAGAAGACCCUCAUUAAAACCCCCUUUGUCGGUUUUCUCGGUUUGAUCAAGGAAAAGACACCUCCCUGCUACACCUGCAACCUUGUCAUCUUCAGCCCUUUAGGCACAUGACCUCAUCUUUAUCCCAUUAGAGGCAAUAUAAUAACACUUCUUCUGGUCUUGCACAUACCCGAGACAUCUUCUUAAGUGGAUAAUAUGAGUGGAGGUCAAAUCUUUUCAGUGAAGAAGAAAGCCAUCCCAUCUGAUGAGCUCUUCUCUUCAGAGGCUCUUUGGAAAAUUUGGACAAGCAGCAGGAUGUUUUGCAAGGUGGAGAAUCAUUAAUGGGUUCAGGUGCAAUAUGGAAAGAUAUUAUGCUAAUAUGCCUUUGUCUGACAUAGUAGUUUGCGUACAAUUGCACAUAAAUUAUAUUUAUGAAUUCUGUACAAAUGUCCUUAACAUAUACUCCUUCUUAGAUACAUACAAACAGUGUAUUUUACUGUGUGUACUUUAAAAAUAGACUGUUGUUUAUGUAAUCAUAUCAAGGUGUGAUGCAGUAGUGCAGUAAAUAAAGACUAUUUAUAAGGGGAAAAGUAUGUGUAUUAUGAAACAGUCUGACCAAAUUUUAAGUAGACGCUUCUUGUGCAGUUUGGUGCUUCUGAUCAAGCAGCGAGGGUCUGUGCCUUUAUUUUGCUUUUCUUCAUUUCUUUGUCAGAAGGAGAAAUAUGGAAAGUGGUCGAGGUACUCUUUAUUCAGAGAGUUUGCUCCGAGGAGAGCUUUUUCUUUCUUGCCCCGUCAGUUCUGUCGACAGACGGAUGCAGCUUGAUUUAUGUGAAACAAUCUUAAAAAAAAAUGUUUCCUAUGUUGCAGUUUUUUCUUAAUGUUGUGGUUUUUAUCUUGGCAAAAAUGCAUGGGAUUUGCUAUUGCACAAAAAUAGAGGAGGUAAUUAUGUAAUUAUGAAUACUGUAAGAUGUAUUUAUAUAUUAGAACGUAAGCACUUAUUGAUACUGGUAAAUAUUUGACUACUAUUUAUAUGGUAUAUCUGUACUUAUGCAGCAGUGAUGCAGUUAUGCAGUGAGCUACGCUGGCAUUGCUUUUGAUCUCAUGUCGUCUCUUUGAUUAAACAGUUUUUUUUCUUGCUUAUAAAGAUGACCAUGAGCAUUUUAUGAGUUUUAAAGAUGCACUUUCAUCCUCUCAUCUUUCAUGUUUUGACUGACUCGGUCGGUGGAAACGAAGGAGUUAAAAACAUUUUGUUCUCUUGUGGUUUUGACACAUUCCAAUUUUUUUUCUUUUCUCAUUGUGUAAAACAUGUUGCACACGAAUCCAAGGGGCUACAAUGAUCAGUCAAUAGUACAUUUUCUUGCAUUUCAAGUGUAACUGGAUAAAUCAAUAUCACUUACUGUAAGUAAUGGUAAAGUAAUGACGUUAAAAGCAUGACUAUUACUGUGCUUCAGCUCACAAUGUAAGUAAUCAUUCACCAAAUGCAUUACUUCUUCUCUGUAUAUAUAUAUAUGUGUAUUUUUAUGAUUUAAACUAUUUUUGCAGUGUUGAACUCUGAAAACUUUUUAUGUGGAUUGUUUAUAUCUCUUUAAGAGGUAAAAUGCCUGCAGCUGAUGUAAUGGCAGAGGUUUAAUGAGGCUGACUGCUAACAUGGUGUGUCUCAUCUUUUUAAAAAGAAAAAUGUAUUCACAUCUUCAAGUGAUUAUCAGUUUGAGAUUUCAAAUUAAAAAAAAAACCCCACUUUGUUCACUCAUGUUUACAUAAAAGAUUUAAAGGUGCACUGCUUUAAUUUUGUGUUCUCCUUUCUGAAGGUGUAUGUAGCUUUGAUUUUAUGGUUGUGCAAUUUCAUUUGUUGUGCAGACUGCUCAUAAAAUGUGAAGGGUAAGUGAAGCCUUUUAUUUGCUUUUGCAUACAUUAUGUAUUCAGAUUGUGUUUGUGUGUGUGUUUUUUUAAAAUUGUGUAUUCAUAUAUACUGAACUGCAUUGUGCCUCUCAUGUCUAUGGAAAUUCCCUGUAAAACACACAGAGGACAAAUCAUUUUACCUCUAAGCUAAGAUUUUUCGAGGGGAAAAACCUCAGUAGCCAAUCCGUUGUUUAGCUAUUUGCAUCAAAUCUGGCUAGUCAGGAUGGAGUGCCUCUUUUAUGCUAUGAGGAAUUUAUUGUUUGGUGCUCUACUUUUUCAGAUUAAAUUCAAAAUUGUUUUAAAAGAAUAUACUUCUAACCCAA
Messenger RNA from Archocentrus centrarchus (flier cichlid), 8052 nucleotides. It is a transcript of the gene hivep2b, whose product is annotated as HIVEP zinc finger 2b. Gene Ontology annotation, cellular component: nucleus. Gene Ontology annotation, molecular function: DNA-binding transcription factor activity, RNA polymerase II-specific; RNA polymerase II cis-regulatory region sequence-specific DNA binding. The record is from RefSeq and is a predicted model, not a curated record. NCBI's taxonomy places the organism in Eukaryota, Metazoa, Chordata, Actinopteri, Cichliformes, Cichlidae. The transcript is spliced from 7 exons. Gene Ontology annotation, biological process: regulation of transcription by RNA polymerase II. Bases 385 to 5868 code for a protein of 1827 amino acids.